Molecule: messenger RNA, 1327 nt
Organism: Daucus carota subsp. sativus
Lineage: Eukaryota; Viridiplantae; Streptophyta; Magnoliopsida; Apiales; Apiaceae
Exons: 5
Coding region: 205-996 (263 amino acids)
Molecular function (GO): ubiquitin binding
Source: RefSeq, a predicted model, not a curated record
UGUGAUGGAUACGCAUCAUACACUAUAAAAUGAGGGACAGUGAAAUCAAACUCGAGGCCGCACUCGCACUGGAGUCCGAUUUGAUUCAACUCAUUUUCAAAUUUCUAAACCCUAACCCCUCUCUGACUCUACAAUACUCAUUCUCCGAGAUUGAAUAGAUUUCGGAUUAUACACACACAAACGCUCGAAUUUCUGAAUUUCACAAUGUCUGGAGGUUUGUGUGGCAAGAGAUCUUUCUUCUCCGACGAUAACUCCAAUUUUCUUGCUUCGCCGUCGUCUUCUCCUUUCUCCAAGAAGCUCCGGUUGUUUUCUUCGCCUUCUAGCUUGUCUCCGCCGUCGUCUGCUGUUGAUCAGCUUCGUGCUGUGUUCCCUGACAUGGACAAACAGUACCUUGAGAGAGCACUUGAGGAAAGUGGAUAUGAUAUAUGUUCUGCCAUCAAGAACUUGCAUAAUCUUCAUCUCGGAUAUGCACACGGAAACCCGGGCUCUGCAGUGAAAUCACCUCCAGAUUCGGUGACAGGUGUUACAACUGUUGAUGGAAUCUCGACAAAGGAUAAUUUGACAAGGGAUACCGUUCAAUUGGAGGGUGCGGAAUGGGUGGAACUGCUUCUACGAGAAAUGCAGAGUGCUACUAGCACGGAUGAUGCUAGGUGUCGAGCAACACGAGUUUUGGAGAGUUUAGAGAAAUCUAUCUCUGUUCGUGCUAGUGCUGAGGCAGCACAAAGUGUUCACAAGGAAAACAUAAUGCUAAAGGAGCAAACUGAAGUCAUAGUACGGGAGAAUACUAUCCUCAAGCGUGCUGUAACUAUCCAGCAUGAACGCCAGAAGGAAUAUGAUGAGAGGAACCAGGAGGUGCAGCACAUGAAGCAGAUGAUAGCUCAAUACCAGGAGCAUGUGAGGAGCCUAGAGAUCAACAAUUAUGCUUUGUCAAUGCAUUUGAAGCAAUCUUUAGAAAGCAAUGUCAUGAUGGGGAGCUCAAAUAGAGAUGUGUUCUGAAACCUAACAAGGGAUUAGAGUUAAUUUCGUGGUCAGAUUUCUGCUGACCAUGCGUAAUUAUUAGCUUACAUAUAUGCUGCAGGAUCAAUGUACAAUCAGAGGAAAUGUAUGUGUUUUACUUUUACAGCAGCAACAACUAAACUUCCAGGUAGAGUUUAUGCGGUUUUUGGUUAUUCUUUGAAGUCCACCACAGUCACAGAUGUGUGGUUGUAUAACACAAAGCAGGCAAUUCAUUUUCAGAUAGGAUGUUGUAAACCUUCAAACUUCAAAGCUGGGUGAAACCUUGUGAGUUGUGAUAGAGCUCUUAAAUGAAAUAUAGAUUCUCUCAAUC